GGGUUGAGACUGAGACUAAGUUCUUAAAGUCUAGCCUUGGAUGCAUUUGUCUUGUUUUUGCCCCAAAAUGAACAUCCCGGUGGUGGACUUCAGCUGCUACAGCCUAGAGAAGACGGAUGUUCCAGACCAGCAUCUGCUCACUCUAGUGACAGAGUUAAGAGCAGCCUUCACUCAGGUUGGCUUUGUGUUCCUGCAGAACUAUGGCAUCGCCCAGGAGCUGGUGGACGCCGUUAUGGACACGUCCAGGAAGUUCUUUUUGCAGCCUGAUGAAGAGAAGCAGCCUUUCAGCAGAGGGAACUAUGAGGACUGCUACAACCACGGCUGGAUUUCAAUGGAGACUGAGAGUCUGAAUCCCAGCAAACCUGGAGACCUGAAGGAAGCUUUCAACAUUUCUUCCCUUGACCCAGACAUAAAAUGGCCAUCAAAACACUUUGAAGAAAUCCACACGUCCUUUUUCCAGCUCUGUAAAGAACUGAGCCUGCGGGUGCUGAAGGUGGUGGCUCUGAGUCUGAAUCUGGAGCCGGACGUGUUCCUGAGUGCACACAAGUUUAUCGGAACAUCCAGCAAGAACAGCACAACUCUUCGCUCUCUCUACUACCCACCACUGAACAGUAAGAACGCCAAAGAAGGUCAGCUGCGGUGUGGAGAGCAUUCCGAUUACGGCACCCUCACUCUGCUGUUCCAGGGUUCAGAUGGUCUGCAGGUCUGUGCUCGCUCAGGUGAGUUCCUCCCUGCUCCUAACAUACCUGGAGCCAUCCUUCUCAAUAUCGCCGACAUGCUGCAGCGCUGGACCAGUGACCAGUUUAUCUCUGUGCGUCACAGGGUUUUGCUUCCCCCUGUCGGAGACUCCUGCACACGUCAGUCUCUGGCGUUCUUUCUUCAUCCAGAUGACGACGCUCUGAUCACCUGCCUGGACGGCUCAAACAAAUACCCGCCGGUUACAGCACAGGCCUACGUUCUUCAGAAGUUCAAGGACUCCUAUGGAAAAGUCUAAAGUCAUGCGUUGGAACGCUACCUUCAUGAAUAGUUUCACAAAUCAUGGAAUAGUAAUCCUACUCCACAGUUACUUCUGUUACAAGUCUAAUAAGUAGUUUUUAUUGUAAUUGUGAUCCUAACAGAAUGCUUUAAAAACAAUCAGAAAAAUGUCAUCGUGUGAGACUGGAGUGUAUGAAGUUACACGUUUUUAUUGUCGCCAUUCACCUACAUUAUUGUAAUGAAUUCACUUCACAGGAUGGUGGGUGGUCUUCAGUUUUAAAGGGGUAAACAAAUGUUUAGAAUACAAACAAAAAUACAGCACAAGUUGAAAGCAAAAAAAGGGAGGUAAAAUUGUCUUAUCAGUAAUUAUUCUGCAUAAAAAUGAAAUAAAAAAUACAUACAAG
Messenger RNA from Oryzias melastigma (Indian medaka), 1379 nucleotides. RefSeq lists its product as uncharacterized. The record is from RefSeq and is a predicted model, not a curated record. Gene Ontology annotation, molecular function: dioxygenase activity. Lineage: Eukaryota; Metazoa; Chordata; Actinopteri; Beloniformes; Adrianichthyidae. The transcript has 7 exons. The coding region runs from base 41 to 994 and encodes 317 amino acids.